AUUUUUACAAAAUUGAUAAAAUCCAGCACCUACUUAAUGAGGAAACACUAGAGUUGUUCCUGCUAGAAUCAGAAACAAGUCACUCCACUUCCAUUUAAUAUCACCAAUAUAGUCAGAUUAAAAAAAAGACAUAAAGUCUCUCUGACUGCUCACGCCCUGCCUUGGCCCGGCCUCGCUAGCUCCGCCUGUGGUGCGUGCUCCCACCUCGGACCUGAAAUGCCUGUCUGGGGAGGUGGAAACAAGUGUGGGGCCUGCGGGAGGACCGUGUACCAUGAGGAAAAGGUACAGUGUGAUGGCUGGAGCUUCCACCGCUGCUGCUUUCUGUGCAUGGUUUGCAGGAAAAAUUUAGAUAGCACAACGGUGGCAAUUCACGACGAAGAGAUCUACUGCAAAUCCUGCUGUGGAAAGAAGUAUGGGCUGAAAGGCUAUGGUUAUGGCCAGGGCGAUGGCGUGUUCAACAUGGACUGUGGUAAGAGGCUGGGCAUGAAGCCAGAGAGUGUUCAACCUCACAGGCCUACAACCAAUGCAAACACUUCUACAUUUGCUCAGAAAUACGGAGGUGCUGAGAAGUGUUCCAGAUGUGGGGAUUGUGUAUAUGCUGCAGAGAAGAUAACUGGAGCUGGAAAGCCCUGGCACAAAAACUGUUUUCAGUGUGGCAAGUGUGGGAAGAGUCUUGAAUCAACAACUCUAGCUGAACAAGAAGGUGAAAUCUAUUGUAAAGGAUGCCCUACAAAGAACUCUGGGCCCAGGAGAUCUGGCUAUGGCCAAGGAGCAGGAGCUCUUGUUCAUGCCCAGUAAAGGUGUAAACCCGGAACUAAGCAUCACACGCUGAGAAUCUCUUCAUAAUCUAGGCGCAGACAAUCUUGUGAAAUUCUACCAGCAUUAGGUACUGUAUAUCCCUGUACUUGGAUAGGCUGGCUAACUUGUAGGAAAAGAGCACUGCAUCUUUUUCUUUAUUCACCAGCAUUUUCAGGAACCAUUUCUUUUACAUUUUAAAUAAAACUUGAGUUUGGGAAAAAAAAGACAUAAAAAUAGGAAAGGAAGAGAUAAGAGUUAAGAGAAUUGAUGCUAAAACUAAUGCAAAUGUUAAGAAAAUUCAGUAAAGCAGCAGAAUAUAAAGUUUUAGUAUAAAAAGAGUAGUGUACAUACAUACUACCAAUAAUAAUUACAUAUUGUGAAGGACAGGAGCCCAAUUAUAAUAGCAACAAAAAAAGUUAAAAUACUUAGAAGUAGAGCAAACAUUUGAAAAAGCUUUAAAAACAUUCCUUAAAGGUAUAAAAACAAACUUGAGUAAAAGGAUUACUGAGAAUCACAAAGACUUAGUGUGAUCCAAAUAAAAUACCAAACUUAUUUUUUGGAAGGAGGUAGAUAGGCCUGGAUCUAGGCAAUGUGAUUCUAAAGUUCCCUUGGAAAAGCACACAAGAAGAAACAGCUAGGAAAACUCUUUUGAAAAAGAAGUUCAGUAAGGUCCACCAGCCCAUUAGAUAAAGCUGCUAAAAAACAUGUGGUAUUUAGUUCAGGAAUAGACAGAGCCACAGAAUAAUAAGUCCCAAAAUAAACAUAAUUACAUGUGGACCUUUAGUAUUUGAGAAAGAUGUUGGUUUGAAACACAGGGAAAAGAUGGACUUUUGAAUACAUAAUGUUAGGAAUUUGGAUAGCCAUAUGGAAAAAUAUAGAAUUAGAAUCAUGCCUCAUAAACCAGAAUAAGUUCCAAAUGUAUCAGAGAGCUAAAUAUAAAAUGUGAAAUCAGACAAGUCCUAGAAGAAAACAUGGAAGAAUUCAUUUAUAAUCUGGGAGUGGGGAAAGCCUCUCAUGGCUCAAAAUCCGGAAGCAAAAAAUACAAAGAUUCAUAUAUUUAACUAUGUGAAAAUUGAAUUUUAUUUUUGUCAUGGUAAAAAAAAAGCAUAAGAGAAAUCAAAGGACAAAUGGCAAACUGUGAGAAAAUAGUUGUGAUUUACCUCAAAGACAAAAAAGUAAUCCUCCUAAUAUAUAAAAGACUUAAAAAUUGAAAAAAAAAAGGCCAGAAACCCAAAAGAAAAAUAGUCAGAAACAACAACAAAAGGCCA
Lemur catta (Ring-tailed lemur) is the source of this 2066-nucleotide messenger RNA. RefSeq names its product cysteine and glycine-rich protein 2-like. The transcript has a single exon. The record is from RefSeq and is a predicted model, not a curated record. Gene Ontology annotation, biological process: sarcomere organization; muscle tissue development. Gene Ontology annotation, molecular function: actinin binding; structural constituent of muscle. NCBI's taxonomy places the organism in Eukaryota, Metazoa, Chordata, Mammalia, Primates, Lemuridae. Gene Ontology annotation, cellular component: nucleus; Z disc; cytoplasm. Bases 217 to 798 code for a protein of 193 amino acids.